This is a messenger RNA of Bactrocera latifrons, 1459 nucleotides long. RefSeq lists its product as uncharacterized. The coding region runs from base 487 to 999 and encodes 170 amino acids. The transcript has 5 exons. The record is from RefSeq and is a predicted model, not a curated record. Lineage: Eukaryota; Metazoa; Arthropoda; Insecta; Diptera; Tephritidae.
AAUAAGGAACUUACAUCAAAAAUAGUCUUCGUACUAAAUAUUUGAUUUUAAUAUUCAGUAUUGUUACCAUUAUGAAAUAUUACUGAAUUAAGUCGGAACGGCAUGGAUUCCACCAAAGAUUUAAGGUGAGCUGGAUCAAUAUUGGCCCAUUCGUGGUCUAUUGCCUUUUUAAGGUUUCUUGCUGUGUCAAACUGUCUACCGUUCUUGAACACUCUGGCAGAGAGGAUACCCCACAGAUUCUCAAUCGUAUUUAAGUCCGGACUUAAGGUGGGCCAGUCCAAUACAGACACAUUGGUUUGCAUUUUUGAACGCGUAUAAUACUAAAUUGGAAAUUUUGCUGAAUCUAACACUAGACGAAAUUUGUGAGCAGAGAAAUGAUACAUUUUCUUUAAAUUUAAGAAAAAGAAGGGUAUUGAAGUCAAAAAGAAAUCGUUUAUUAAAACAAUAAAGUCGUUUCCCGAGGACAUUUUCUAUUCCCAUUUCCGAAUGAAUUUAGCCACUUUUAAGGCUUUGGAAAAGACUUUGACUCCACACUGGGUAACUGCAAGGCUUGGCCGUGAUGGUCGUUCGUUAGAGAAUUGUCUGUACAUGACAUUAUGGAAGCUAUGUAAUAACAGGGUGACGUUCCGACAGCCUUCGGUUCGCUUCCACAUUUCAAAAGGAACAUCACACCGUGUAUUUAACAAAACAAUCCAAGCCAUUUGUAAUCUUAAAAGCGAAAUAAAAUGGCCGUCUAUUGACCGUCAGCAAGAGGUCAUGACAAAUUUUGAAAAUAGCAGAAAAAAUCCCUUUACUUUUGUUAUGCGAUGUUUAGAUGGAACGCAUUUUAACAUACCUUCCCCAAGUGUAGAUGCGAUUAGUUAUUAUGAUCGCAAAGGAAACCACUCAGUAUCCAUKAAGGCUAUAUGCGACAGCCAAUAUCGUUUCCUAGAUGUGUUUAUUGAAUAUCCAUUGAGUUGCUACGAUGCCAAUGUUUGGACAAAUAGCCCAAUAUUUUAAGCAAUAACAUCUGGCGAGUUACAGCUGGCACCAAGUGCUGUUAUAUUGGGGGACUCUGCGUACCCCAUAUCAAAAUUUCUAAUGAUACCUCACAGAGACAAUGGGCAUCUCAGUAGGGAACAGAAGAUUUUCAAUACCCGUUUAAGUUCAACGCGAGUAUUUAUAGAACAAACUUUCGGGAUUUUUAAGAAACAGUUUAAAAUUUUAAAUUAUAUUGAAACUUCGAGCAUUAAAGCCACAUCUACUGUAAUACUCGCUUGCGCUAUCUUAUGCAAUUUUAUCAUAAAUAAGGGAGGUUAUUCUGAACAUAUUAACGAUACAAUAACACAUGCUGAUAUGGAAACCUACAAUGACAUCGAAGGAAUUUAAGAUGCCCCCAUUCGCCGUGUUGAUUCAGAUGAUAUCAAGGGAAUCGAUAGAGAAACUAUUUUACCACUCAGUUUUCAUCAUAAAAAAUUUA